GAAAGUGCGAAUUGAUUGGUAUGUGUGCCAGCCGGCAAGCGUGCAUCGUCGCGUGGUCUGUGUUCCAGUACCGCGCGCUCCUGCUGCGUGUUCGAAUCGUUAGUCGGUUGCAGUUUUACGCGGCGUUACGAGCAUCUAGAUUGUGUGCUUGAAGCAAUGAGAGAGUUUUACUACGGUGCCUUACAACCUGCGUAAGUCCAAGGUGACACAUCACGGCGUCAGCGGGUACCUGCGUCGAGCCAAUUCCGCGCACAAUAAAACUGAUUUCAAUCGUCAGUUUUUGACAUCAUGUCGGGCGACGCGGACCUCAGCGAGCAACCAGUAAAUGACAAAAGGCAAUUUAUUGCGGCUUUGGAUGUUGGCACGACAACCUUGAGAUGCGUAAUUGUAGAUUCCAAUGGCGAUACAGUUAGUACAUAUUCAGUACCUACUAAAUUAAUACAUCCACAAGUUGGUUAUGCUGAAAUUCCACAUGAAGACCUCUGGAAGGAUACUGUAUUUGUGAUCAAAUCUGCCAUUGAAAAAGCAAAUUUAACACCGUCCGAAAUAAAAACCCUUGGAAUUACCACCCAACGUGCGACCUUUAUCACAUGGGACCGUGAAUCUGGCAUACCAUAUCACAAUUUUAUCACCUGGAAAGAUAUCCGCUGCAAUGAAUUAGUAAAAUUAUGGAAUCGUUCUUUCAUGUUUAGAUCAUUCAAAUCGGUUGCCUAUACUCUCUAUCUCUGCACACGCAACCCGCGUUACCUUGCCGGAAGCUCAAUCAAAUUCACCAGCUCACAUACCACGAUGCGUCUGCUCUACAUGUUGGACAACAUACCUGCCAUGCGGAAAAAUAUCAAAAAUCUUAUGUUUGGCACGGUGGACACAUGGUUAUUGUAUAAACUCACUGCCGGAAGACAAUAUGUCACUGAUUAUGGUAACGCCACUAGUACCGGACUCGUAGAUCCGUUUGAAAUGGACUGGAGUACGAUUAUGCAUAAGAUACUCAAUAUUCCAAGACAUAUAUAUCCAGAGAUUGUCGCCAAUGAUUACGAUUUGGGAUAUACCGAAGAGAAUGUUUUUGGUGUAAGAAUUAAGAUUGGUUCAUUAAUGGCCGAUGCGCAGACAUCUAUGAUUGGGACCUGUUGUUAUUCCGAUGAUAUUUUGAAACUGACCAUGGGUACUGGUACGUUCUUAAAUAUUAUUACACCUAAACUACAUCCAGGUGUGACUGGAAUAUAUCCAGUGGUUUAUUACAAGCUGGAGGACAAAUUGUGUUACAUGGCUGAAGCAGCCUGUAAUGAUACUGGAACUGUAAUAACUUGGGCAUUGAAGUCCGGAUUGUGUGAAAAUCCUGCUGAAACUGCAAACAUGGCGUCUUCGGUGACGAACAACGAUGGAGUGUACUUUAUUCCAGCGUUUAGCGGCUUAGGUCCACCAAUUUAUGACGAAAAAGCUGCUAGUGGUUUCUUUGGAAUAAAACCUACCACUAGACGAGAGCAUAUGGUGCGCGCCAUUUUGGAAAGUAUAGUUUUUAGGAUUAUGCUUCAGUAUGGAACUUUACGGAAUGAUUUAGACAAUGAAAUUAAUACAAUAUAUGUUGAUGGUGGCGUAUCGAAAAACAAUUUUAUCUGUCAACUACUAGCUGACAUGACGGGAAUAGUCGUUGAAAGAGCCAUUUCUUCUGAGAUGUCAGUUUUGGGAGCUGCUUAUAUAGCAGGAUUAAACACAGGAAUCUGGAAAAGUAGAGAGGAAUUGUCCAAAAUGCGUCGCGUUGAUUGUAUUUUCCGCCCGACUGAAGACAAAAAUGUACGCUCUGCACAUUUCCGUGAGUUUGACACAUGGCAAAAAGUAAUUGAACGAUUUAAAGGAUGGUAUCCAUGACAAAUAAGACUAAAGUACGAAACGUAGCAUUCCGAUCACAAUGUUUAUUGACUUGUGUUGUUGAUGUUUUUAUGCUAAUAUUUACAAAGUGGUGUUUUAUAUUGUACAAAUAAAGUUUUCACUUUUUCACAAA
Molecule: messenger RNA, 1999 nt
Organism: Dalotia coriaria
Lineage: Eukaryota; Metazoa; Arthropoda; Insecta; Coleoptera; Staphylinidae
Product: putative glycerol kinase 5
Exons: 7
Coding region: 289-1866 (525 amino acids)
Biological process (GO): glycerol-3-phosphate biosynthetic process; phosphorylation; glycerol metabolic process
Cellular component (GO): mitochondrion
Molecular function (GO): phosphotransferase activity, alcohol group as acceptor; kinase activity
Source: RefSeq, a predicted model, not a curated record